Molecule: messenger RNA, 405 nt
Organism: Drosophila kikkawai
Lineage: Eukaryota; Metazoa; Arthropoda; Insecta; Diptera; Drosophilidae
Product: chymotrypsin inhibitor
Source: RefSeq, a predicted model, not a curated record
CCCCCUUGACAGUGAGCUCAUCAGUUUAGUUUGUUUUUAAGCUUGGACUUUGACAAUGUCGCGCUAUUUGCUAUUCAUUGGCUGUUGUUGUCUGGCAGCUGCUGUGUUGGCCACAGCUCAGAUACCCAUUACUCCCCGUGAGUGCGGUGUUAAUGAAAAGUUCCUGCCUUGUGGCCCCAGCUGUCAAACGGAGUGUGCCACCCUGGGAGAUCCCUGUCUAAUUCGGCAUAUUCGCUGCCCCGAUGGUUGCUACUGCAAUGAAGGGUUCGCCAGGGAUUCCACUGGCACCUGUAUACCCAUUGAAAAGUGCAAGAAGAAGAACAGGGGUUCGGGUUCCUACGGAAAGUGAAGUUAAAGGAAAUUUUGGGGUUACAAAAAUAAAUUGAAGCUGAUUUUUUGAAAGAA